Molecule: messenger RNA, 3006 nt
Organism: Hyaloscypha bicolor E
Lineage: Eukaryota; Fungi; Ascomycota; Leotiomycetes; Helotiales; Hyaloscyphaceae
Exons: 1
Coding region: 107-2860 (917 amino acids)
Biological process (GO): mismatch repair
Cellular component (GO): MutLalpha complex
Molecular function (GO): ATP binding; mismatched DNA binding; ATP-dependent DNA damage sensor activity
Source: RefSeq, a predicted model, not a curated record
CCGCACGCCCCCCUAUCACCCUUCAGAGACAUUUUUAUGAGGCUAAGGCUGGGAAAGAAGAGCACGGGGUCUCUUCCUGUCCGUCUCAAGAACAUGGUUAUUGAUCAUGGCUAUAACCCCACUUCCUCAGGCAACCAUCCAACUCCUCGGGUCUGCUCAGGCCCUCACUACCCCGACAUCCCUUGUCAAGGAGCUCAUCGAUAAUGCUCUUGAUGCCAAGGCUUCAUAUAUUGAUAUUCUUAUCUCUCCGAACACCAUCGAUCGGAUUGAAGUUCGAGACAAUGGCCAUGGCAUCCAGCAAGAGGAUCUUGACGCGCUCGGAAGACGUGGUCACACCAGCAAGUUGAGGUCAUUUGAUGAACUCAAAUCGAUUGGAGGUGUAUCUCUUGGCUUCAGAGGUGAAGCUUUGGCGAGUGCUGUUCAGUUGGGAGAAGUCACAGUGACAACUCGAACCGAGGGAGAAUCCGUUGCCACAACUGUGAAAUUGAAAGCCCCAGGUGGCAUUGAUAGCCGGAGUCGAACUUCGCAUCCUAUCGGAACCACUAUCACUGUCACCAAAUUCGUGUACAAAUUACCUGUCAGAAAGCAGACAUUUCUGAAGGAGGCAUCCAAGACUUUGGGCAAGAUCAAAGAGCUCUUGCAAGCCUACGUCCUUGCUCGACCGAACAUCAAAUUCAGUUUCAAGGUGCUCAAAGAGAACAAAGCAUUGUGGUCCUAUGCUCCGCAUCUUUGUGGCGGUGUCAAGGAGGCUGUCUCACAGAUUUUCGGCAAAGAAACUGCAAGUCAGUGUAUUUCGAAAUCUACCAGAUUUCUCGAACGAGCUCAUGAUGCCGAUAUUUCAACGGAGCACGAAGAGGAUCUCACCGCCGUCGAAAGGUCUCUUGCCCCGGACAGCAAUGAUUUCAUUGUCGACGUAUUUUUGCCAAAACCCGACGCUGACCCUUCGAAAAUCGGACACGGCCAAUUUAUUUCAGUAGAUUCAAGACCUGUUUCACAUGAGAAGAAUACAACGAGGAGGAUCGUUACGAUAUUCAAGCGCUACAUGAAAGAGUCCCUUUCAAGGUCCCUGGAGAAGGCCAAAAGCCCCUUCCUGCGACUGAACAUUACCUGUCCAGUAGGGAGCUACGACCCCAAUGUGGAGCCGGGAAAGAAUGAUGUGAUAUUUGGAAAUGAAUCGAUUAUCCUCAAAGCUAUUGAGAGUCUGUUCAGAGAAGUCUACGGAGAACCCAAGGUUGUUUCCUCUCUCCCACCGCCUCGAUCGCUGAAAGGCAAACUUGAUAAUUUCGAUCUGCUCUUAGCUCGGAACUCUGCUGCUCCUGCAGCAAAUAACUCAUCGUCCCCAGCUGCAAAAGAUUUAAUACCAGUACAGCCGCAUGGCACUUCGAUCUCGGAGGUUUCUACCGGAUCCUUAGCCAUUAGCCUUGAUGUUACUGAAGGGAGCUCGGCUCUUGACAACGAGAAAAUCGACGAGCCAGUGGAUGGAGAGAAGCGAAAAUGGGCCUUCGACAUGUCCAGAGAUUUCACUGAGGAAAUUGAGGGAUAUGAAAGACCUAGUCGUCGAUUCCAGCAAUCCCAAAGUAUAGAGAUGUCAGCUUCCGACGUCCAACCCGAUCCUAGAAACUCAUUGAAUCCUUGGAUCAUCGCAAAAAUGACUGCUCCGAUUCAGCAAAGAGAUCAGCGGGCAUCUACAACAACCCGUGCCUCUCAUCCAGUUUCCCGGCCUGUGGCAGAUCCUCUUCCAACGCCACAACAUUCAUCUGACCCUGUUGCAUCAGAACUUGACAUCCAUUUUCAAGGUGGACCAAGUGGACCAAGACAGAUUUUCCGAAACGAUGACAUCCGAAGUCUGGAUAUUCCACCAGUUCGGAAUCUACCGUGUCAGCGUCCUGAACCGGGAUCUAUUCAGCGGCAAGGCUUGGGACCAAAUAGGAGAUCAUUGACCGCAGAUGUCGACGACGAAGUCCUUCUUGACGGAGACGACUGUGAAGCAGUAAGACCGAGAAGUGAUUUUGUCAGUGCUCGAAAUGUACCGGAUGCUGCUCUCUUAUCACCACCUGCACGUCUCGGUCCAAAGAGGCCUAGGGGCGUGAACAGACCUUUUGUGCCUCCAAUGAGGAGAAACACAGAGAAUAUCUCAUCAAAUGAGGUUGAUAGCUUGCGGCAAACGAAACUAACCAAUGAAUAUGGAGCAUCUCGAGGCCACAACGGCAUUUCCCAAGAUGUGACAGAGCAACAGCCGAACCCAGAUCUCGAGUGGUCUAUGGAUUUUGAGCACAGGAAAGAGUUGGCCAGUCGACGAAGAGGCGAUGAGCUUCGCGCUGCUGCAUUGGGGGUUGACAGUUCGGACAACCAUGGAGUCGUCCGUACUUCUCCGCACAGGAAUCGAUACAAUGCUGCUAUAGCGGCUUUGGGAGCUAGAAACCCGCCCUUAAGUACCAUCGGGACCCUGAAAGAGCCAUUCGAGACGUCUUUACCAGAUGGCGACCCUCGAGCCUACCUGAUGAGAAGACAGAAAUCCGUCAUGGCACAGAGGGUCAAAUCGGGAGAAGUACCAAAGAUGACACGCGCGAAGUCUAACAGGCUACCAUUGGAGACUGUUGCUGAGAACGACAAGAUGCACAACUUAGUACUGAGGCCGCGUGUUGAUAUGGACAGAUUACAAAGGGUAACGAAAGAGCUGAUGAAGAGUGACAUGUACGUGAAGAAAGGGAAUGCGAUUUGUGGUCUCAGAAUUGAUAGUCUGGAGACAACCGGAGUGGCAAGUCGAGUCCAAGCCAUCGUUUCGAAAUGGAUGGAGAGCCAGGGAAAGGAGAACUGUGAAGUCGAAUACAUGUUUGACAACUUGGUAGCUGUGGAAUAGCUGUGAGUGGCAAUGUCACAGGUAUUGGAGUGCAUGUCUGGCUUUCGUUGCAUCAUUUGGCGUUUUUGACUGCAUUUACAAGAUACCCAUUUGCUUUCCAUGGCUAUACGUGGCUUCUAUCAGUAAACAAUUUAAAGAAUGCAAAC